Molecule: messenger RNA, 1044 nt
Organism: Arctia plantaginis
Lineage: Eukaryota; Metazoa; Arthropoda; Insecta; Lepidoptera; Erebidae
Source: the annotation of a GenBank genome assembly
AUGUAUUUUUCGUGUAAACUAUAUCAUGUCCUACUUACAGUUGCUGGAAGUUUUUCAUUAAGUUAUGGAUUAGAGAUACCUAAUGAAUUUCAGAAUUCAAACCACUCUAACAAUUGGGCAGUUUUAGUAGAUACUUCACGGUUUUGGUUUAAUUACCGUCAUGUAGCGAAUGUCUUAUCUAUUUACCGGAGUGUGAAGAGGCUGGGCAUACCCGAUAGUCAAAUUAUCUUAAUGAUAUCCGAUGAUAUGGCCUGUAACCCGAGGAACCCGCGCCCAGCCACAAUUUUUAAUAAUGCUCAUGAACAAAUAAAUGUAUACGGAGAUGAUGUUGAAGUAGACUAUAGAGGUUAUGAGGUCUCUGUAGAAAAUUUUGUAAGGCUUCUUACAGGUAGAGUUCCGCCUGACACCCCUCGCUCUAAGAGAUUACUGACCGAUGAAGGUAGCAAUAUAUUGAUCUACUUAACCGGUCAUGGAGGUGAUGGAUUCCUUAAGUUUCAAGACUCUGAGGAAAUUACUAGUCAAGAGUUAGCUGAUGCUCUAGAGCAAAUGUGGCAAAAGAGGAGGUACAAUGAGAUAUUCUUUCUCAUAGACACUUGCCAGGCUUCAUCCAUGUAUGAGAAGUUUUAUUCUCCAAAUAUAUUAGCCACUGCUUCCAGUUUAGUAGGAGAAGAUUCACUAUCUCACCAUGUAGAUUCUGCUAUCGGUGUAUAUAUAAUAGACAGAUACACAUAUUAUGUUCUGGAGUUUUUGGAAAAUGUGCAUCCUAACAGUAAAAGGACAAUGUCAGAAUUUUUUGCAGUAUGUCCAAAGAGCGCCUGCAUAUCAACAGUAGGAGUUCGUCGAGAUUUAUUUAAAAGAGAUCCAAGCAAAGUGCCCAUCACUGAUUUCUUUGGAUCAGUUCGAAAAGUUAUAAUUACUACUGAUCCUAUUGAUAUACUCGAAAUACCUAAAAGGAAGAGGAAGGCUGAGAACAAAACUAAGGUGAUAGAGAAAAGGGAAUACCUACCUCAAUUCCCAAUGCAUUUAGUACAAUCUACAGUAUAG